GGCGGUAUCCCAGCGCAUGGCAGCAGUCAACAUCUGGAAGAGGUUACUCGCAUUGUUGCUCACUUUGAAGAGUAUACCCGAGUACAACUGCAACUUGAAAAUGUCUUUUAUAAAAGUAGACGAAGAAUCUGAUUUCUCAUUUCACAACUUGCCAUACGGUAUCUUCUCUACGGUGGACAAUCCAAGGCACAGAAUAGGUGUCGCUAUUGGAGAUCAAGUGUUGGACGUCAGUGCGAUAAAGCACCUCUUCAGUGGCCCAGUCUUGUCGACGCACCAGGAUGUGUUUGACCAGCCAACGUUAAAUGGUUUUAUGGGCUUGGGACAUGAGGCUUGGCAAGAAGCAAGAAGAUACCUGCAGAAACUACUGUCUGCAAAUGAGAGUACGAUCCGUGAUGACGUCAUACUGAGGAGCAGAGCAUUUGUGCAUCAGAGUAAUGUGAUGAUGCAUCUUCCUGCUGAAAUAGGAGACUACACAGAUUUCUACUCUUCCAGGGACCAUGCCACAAACGUUGGGAUCAUGUUCCGUGGGAAGGAGAACGCUCUCAUGCCUAACUGGCUGCGGUUGCCGGUGGGCUACCAUGGCAGGGCUUCCUCAGUGGUGGUGUCAGGGACUCCUCUCAGAAGACCCAUGGGACAGAUGAGACCUGACCCAACUAAGCCCCCAGUCUUUGGCCCCAGCAAGCAGAUGGAUAUCGAGCUGGAAAUGGCAUUCUUUGUGGGUGCUGGCAACAGACUGGGAGAGCCUAUUCCCGUGCAGAGGGCCCAUGAACACAUCUUUGGCAUGGUACUGAUGAACGACUGGAGUGCUCGGGACAUCCAGGCGUGGGAGUAUGUGCCCUUGGGGCCGUUCCUGGGCAAGAACUUUGGGACGACCAUCUCCCCCUGGGUUGUGCCAAUGGAGGCCCUCAUGCCCUUUGUGGUGCCUAAUGCUGUCCAGGACCCUGAGCCUCUGCCUUAUCUCCGUCACCAAGACGACUACACCUUCGGCAUCAACCUCUUUGUGGCAGUCAAAGGCGAAGCAAUGAGGGAAGCCGCCACCAUCUGCAAGUCCAACUUUAAGUACAUGUACUGGACGAUGAAGCAGCAGCUGGCUCACCACACAGUCAACGGCUGCAACGUGCGCCCAGGAGACCUGCUGGCCUCUGGCACCAUCAGUGGCCCUGAGCCUGAGUCCUUCGGCUCAAUGCUGGAGCUGUCAUGGCGCGGUUCAAAAAGCAUCGACUUGGGCGGUGGAGAGAGCCGGACCUUCCUGAAGGACGGAGAUGAGGUUACCAUUACAGGUUACUGCCAGGGCCAGGGCUACCGGGUGGGCUUCGGUCCCUGCAGAGGGACAAUACUUCCUGCACUGCAGCAGUGAGAGAGAGGGAGAGGGGUAGUGAGAGAGAGAGACCUGUACGGCCUAUGCACCACCAUCACUACCACCACCGCCAGUGCCACCAUCACUACCACCACCGCCACCACCGCAAGUGCCACCACCAGCGUCAGCUCCAGCUCCGCAAGAGGCCAUCUGUCCCAUACUCUCUGGUCCCCAAACACACACACACACACACAUACCCCAAGAGGGAGCAGCACAAACAUUCCCAGACACACACACACACACACACACACACACACACACACACACACACACACACACACACACACACACACACACACACACACACACACACACACACGCAAGCACACACACACACACACACGCACGCUAAAAGUUAAUAUCAUAAGGAAUCAAAUCUUCUGAAAUGUCCAGCAAUUAAUAGUUCGAAUAAUAAGCACAUAACUUUGCAGAGGGAGGACACACACGCACGCGCACGCACGCACGCACGCACAUACACACAUUAAAAGUUAAUAUCAUAAGGAAUCAAAUCUUCUGAAUUGUCCAGCAAUUAAUAGUUUGAAUAAUAAGCACAUAACUUUGGGGAGGGAACAUAACGCACACGCACACGCACGCACACACACACACACACACACACACACACACACACACACACACACACACACACACACACACACACACACACACACACACACACACACACACACACACACACACACACACACACACACACACAGAGAGAGAGAACAGCGCGGAGUACCACCACAGAAGCUGCAUAGCGCACACCAGCUAGGGUAUACUGGCUAGCAUAAUGGCCUCACAUCGACACCGAAGUCAACAAUUUAUGGCCGUUUUUAAAGUCUGUUAAUGGGGUGUCACUGCCCUGGGAGAUGCAGUUACAUUUUUUAAUAGGACCAAAGAAAAGUCUUGUGCAGUAAAUAAAUGUCUACUUUGACAUCUUGAAAAUUGGAACAUUCCUUUAUUGUUACUGUUUUGCUACCAGAUGCAGUAUUAUGUAUUAUGUGUUUGGAAAUCAUGUUAUUAAAAAAAACAUAUAAUAUUGACA
Messenger RNA from Engraulis encrasicolus (European anchovy), 2402 nucleotides. RefSeq names its product fumarylacetoacetate hydrolase (fumarylacetoacetase) (gene fah). Gene Ontology annotation, molecular function: fumarylacetoacetase activity. Gene Ontology annotation, biological process: L-phenylalanine catabolic process; L-tyrosine catabolic process; homogentisate catabolic process. Bases 17 to 1357 code for a protein of 446 amino acids. The record is from RefSeq and is a predicted model, not a curated record. The transcript is spliced from 14 exons. NCBI's taxonomy places the organism in Eukaryota, Metazoa, Chordata, Actinopteri, Clupeiformes, Engraulidae.